Messenger RNA from Symbiodinium natans, 420 nucleotides. The record is from the annotation of a GenBank genome assembly. Lineage: Eukaryota; Dinophyceae; Suessiales; Symbiodiniaceae.
AUGCAAGGCUUCCCACAGCGUUUUGUCCAUCACAACACGCCGAGGAUCCUCGGAUUUGUGGUUGCUGUGCCACGCUACCUGCUCUCCACCGCGCUGAAGGCACCAACCUUGCUAGCCGCUGUGGUGGCAUUCUACCUGAUAUGCGCGGUACUACCGAGUGGUCUUAUCGGUGAUCUUGUCAUGAUCGCAGCCGAGGCCGUGCUCCUCCGCGUCAUCUUGCAGGUUCUGCUGCGUGAUCGAGACUUAAUUCUCGCCGAGAGCAUCAAGAAAGUUUGCCAGAAGAAGGAGGCUCCCGGUUCGGUUGUGGCCGUGCUCGGUGCCGCACACUGCAACGGCGUCCGACGGCUGCUGCUGGAGGGUUUGCCGGAUGCGGUCGUCAAGGAUACUGUCCCUGAAGCCGAGCCGGCAAAUGCAGCCUGA